Messenger RNA from Paramuricea clavata, 2515 nucleotides. The record is from the annotation of a GenBank genome assembly. Lineage: Eukaryota; Metazoa; Cnidaria; Anthozoa; Malacalcyonacea; Plexauridae.
ACCUGUUUUCGUACAAUAAUUUGGGUCGGCCCCACAUUCUAUCAAAAUCCUGAUUGCAUCCUCUCUUCCUAGCAUCGCUGCAAAAUCCAGAGCAUUUUUCCCGCUUUUAUCGCGUUCGUUUAUAAAAAUUUGACGGUCUUCAAUUUCGUUCUCUGAAUCUUCGAGAUAUUCCUUAAUUUUCGUCGCAUCUCCGCGGCAAACUAAACUUGUAAACGCCGACAUCUUGUUGUUGUUUAUAACUUUUGUUGCCAUGUGUUUUGGACUUUUGGCGAGAAGUCUACCCCCCGGUUACGUUUUGGUAUGAAUACUCCCCCCUGGAUAUAUUUAACCUGCAACACCUGCACGCCCUAAAAUUGCUUGCCCGCACGUGUGUAUAAAACUCCCAGAAUUCCAAGCGAAUCUUUCUCUUAUUCCGCCAUCAUGGUAAGAAUGGAAGAUAGAUUUAUAUUUCGAUAAAUAAUCCAUCAAAAUUUACUCCAAUCCUACAGUUGUUUCGUAUUUCCCUCUUGCCAUUUUGUGAACUGAUAAUCCUUUGUUCUAUUCUGUGGCUUAUUUUGAAAUUAGGCGUAAAACAAAAGGAAAAAAUCAACUUUGUAGCAGAGGGAAUUGAAGAUAAAAAAGUAGUAUUUUUACUUUGUUUAGGCUCUUGUCGUUCCCGAGAAGUUCCAGCAUAUUUUGCGUCUGUUAAACACAAAUAUCGAUGGCAAGGAAAAAUGUUUGUUUGCAUUCACUUCAAUCAAGGUACAAGAAAUUGGACGUAUAUAUUAUUAUAUUAAUAAAAUAAUAUCACCUGUAUCGAAUAAUAAAUAAGUACAGUCUGUCUAAUAAAUAAGUACAGUCUGUACAGACGGUUGUAAAUGUUGAUAUUUCAGCAAGAUUUUCAUCUGAGAGAGUGUUCGACUAAAGCACAGUGGACAACUGUAUUAAUAAGCCUCAUGUCAACAAACCAUUGGCCAGAAUUAUUACAGUAUCUCAUUUUCCAAAUGUUAAACCAUCUAGGCUGAAAUCAAUUUGUCUAUUACUCCUCAAAUAAUAUGGGGUUGUAGACCAAUAGAUUUUGUCCUGUGGUCAAGUUCCCACUAGUGGACACUUUGCAAAAUAUUUGGAGGAAGACAAAUUUAGGUCGCCAACAUAUGACCGACCACCUUUUGUAACCUUGGUCUGUUUAAUAUUCAGCGAUCAUUCAAAGGCAUUCAGAAAUCAUUGGGGGGGGGGGGGUGUCGGCCCCUCUAGUGUUUGUCACUAGGGAGUCAGUCAACACAUCUCCUUGCAUCUUCCCAAGUUUGCAAUAUAGAUGCUAUCAAAUGUAGCUGCCUGGGUUUUACAACACAACAUAUUAGGCCAAAUAAAAAUAAUAGUUGGUUUCAGGUGUCCGACCAACCUGUCAACUAUAUGACCGACCAUAAACAUUUUAUUGACAUUUCCCAGUAGAGAUCAUCUUUUCGUAAAUAGCAGAAUAUAUAAAUAGUCAUCAGACUCAUUUGUCUACAAAUUAUUUUGUUUGAUUAUAAUUUAAUCAUUAUCUAGUCAUGUUAAUCAUAGUUUUACACAAAAACAGUUGAAUAAAAUAUUAAAAACGUAAGUUAUUCUGACAUUGCAGCUACGGCUGAAAAAAGACGAAAACGCCUUGAUGCGUUCGUUUCUCGCGAAACACCUGUAGCUCGCGGGUGAUCCCUGUUAUUGCAUACUUGAGAUAAAAAAAUUUUUUAAAUAAAAUGUUUUUCCGACCUACCUACCCAUUUAAAACAUCGCUGUGAAACCUGAAACCAACUAUUAUUUUUAUUUGGCCUUAACUGCAUAAUUUACUCUAGGGCGUAGGUCGACGUUACGCAACGUUGGUAUGCCGUAAAGCAGACGUUGAUUUAAACAAACGUGCCGGUGAGUUGUCAGAAGACGAAGUUGAACGCAUUGCAACGAUCCUUCAAAACCCAAGACAAUACAAGAUUCCUGACUGGUUCUUGAACAGGAAGAAGGACAUUAAAGAUGGCAAAUACAGUCAGGUAUACUUUGGCCAGCACAUGAAACAGAACAUUGAGUUGUAUCGUCAGGUCAUACCAGUCCUUUAUUUUGGUGUAAAGGCAAAAUGAACUAGCUAUAAUACUGAUACUGAUGCAAGGUGCAUAAUUGAACUAAUUUUUAUAUAUAUUUUUCCCCAGGCACUUUCCAAUAAUCUUGACAACAAACUUCGAGAAGAUUUGGAAAGACUGAAGAAGAUCAGAGCACACAGAGGCCUUCGUCAUUACUGGGGGUACGUGUUGACAUAAUAUAAUAAUUUAUUAUUGCAAAGUGUGGAAAAUUGUCUGAUGUUAGACAGAAUGAAGCCCGGUUAUUGCCAUGGUCAUGACAAAGUUGCAAUUAGGCAUUGAAGGUUUUUCCAUGUCUGAACUUGUGUAUUUUUUCCUGUAUAGUCUCCGUGUCCGUGGUCAGCACACCAAAACAACCGGCAGAAAAGGAAGAACCGUUGGUGUUGCCAAGAAGAAGGGUUAAUAAUAUGUACAAUAUUCACAGAAUAAAG